AUGUGUGGUGUGGACUCGCUCAAUGGCACCCUGAAAUGUCCCCUCAACAUAUGCUGCUCGUUCCUUGGUUAUUGUGGCACUACUGAACUUCACUGUGUCAACUCCGAUCCUACACACUUGACCAUGCCGUGCCAGCAGGGUUAUGGUGACUGCCAAGUUGUUUCUCCUCCUUCCUGCAGCGCUUCCAAACACACAACCACCAAAGGUCGAAAGGUUGCAUAUUGGCAAUCUGGCAACGUCCGAUAUCGAACCUGCAACCGAGUCACUCCCUCCAAGAUUGACACCGAUGGCCUCACACAUCUCAAUUUUGCAUUCGCUUCGAUUGACCCUACGAACUUCAAUAUCGUCCCUACAGAUCCUGGAGAUCUCGCCCUAUACUCUCAAUUUACUGCACUGAGAUCUGCUGUUAUGCAAACUUGGAUUGCAAUUGGUGGAUUCGAUUUCAGUAGUCCUGGCCCAACCCACACGACCUGGUCCGACGUGAUCUCCACCUCGGCGAACAGAGCGGCGUUUAUUUCUUCUCUCAUUGGCUUCAUGACAGAAUGGGGUUUCCAAGGUGUUGACAUUGAUUGGGAAUAUCCUGCAAUUCCUGAUCGAGGUGGCAGACCCGAAGAUACCCAAAAUCUCGUAUAUCUGGUCGCCGAUAUGCGAACAGCAUUUGGUACGAAGUUUGGUAUCAGUGUUACGCUUCCGCCUGACUUUUAUUAUCUUGAGGGCUUCGACCCUAUGUCUAUGGAAUGUUAUGUUGAUUUCUUCAACUUCAUGGCAUAUGAUUUACAUGGGCCAUGGGAAGCUUCGGAUCUGGGCGCUUUUGUUCGGCCUCAAAGCAGCAUCAUUGAUAUCGAGAAUGACCUCCUACCGGUGUGGUUUGACGGAUUGAAUGCAUCGAAGAUAAAUCUCGGCGUCCCAUACUAUGGACGAGGAUACACUCUGAGUAACAGCUCCUGCACUGAUGUCGGAUGCCCAUACUCUGGCACCAGUCUGCCGGGUCCUUGCACCGAGAGCCCCGGUGUCUUGUCUCUAAGGGAAAUCAAGCAGGUUAUCAAAGCGAAGAAAUUGACCCCGAAACUGAUUACCAAUGCGAUGGUCAAGCAGAUUACGUGGGACAACCAGUGGGUCGGGUAUGAUGAUCACGAUACGAUUGCAAUGAAGAUGAAAUGGGGAGACCAGCAUUGCCUGGGUGGGACAGCCGUGUGGAGUAUCGAUUUUUACUCCGGUGCUGGCAGGUGA
Hyaloscypha bicolor E is the source of this 1230-nucleotide messenger RNA. RefSeq names its product glycoside hydrolase family 18 protein. The transcript is spliced from 4 exons. Gene Ontology annotation, biological process: carbohydrate metabolic process. The coding region runs from base 1 to 1230 and encodes 409 amino acids. Gene Ontology annotation, molecular function: chitin binding. The record is from RefSeq and is a predicted model, not a curated record. NCBI's taxonomy places the organism in Eukaryota, Fungi, Ascomycota, Leotiomycetes, Helotiales, Hyaloscyphaceae.